AUGUAUUACUACUACCACCCGUACAUCGGGUAUCAAAGUUUCAACAACUAUUUCGGAUGGCAAAAUCAACAAAAUCAACAUGUUUUACACGAAUCAAUUCAAACUUGGAACUAUCUUCCAGACGUUCCGCAAUACUAUUCAACUGUACCACAAUUCCAAUCACAGCAAAUCGCUCCAAGGAGAAUGUCUGUAGAUGAGCAGAUUACACAAGGAAUGGAAGAAUUUUCGAAGCAGGUUCAAGAUUCCCAACAACCAGUGCAAAAUCAACAAUUAGAACCACAAGAACCACGACAAGAUUGGGAAACGUCACAGCAAUCAGUUUCUUCUGAAAUCUACAAUUUUUCCAUCACUGCCCAAGCCGAUUCUCAAUCUAAACAGAGACAGAAAAGAACAAAGUUCACUAAGACUCAAUUAUCUGUGUUGGAAGCAAGAUUCGAGGAAAAUAACUAUAUUUCUACAGAAGAGGGAAAUGAUCUAGCGGCAGAAUUGAAAUUGAAUCCUAUGAAUGUUAGGAAUUGGUUCAGGAACCGAAGAGUAUCACAAAAGACAAAGUUGGACAACAAUCGAAAAGGAAAGAAGAACGUCGUCCGGGAAUUGUUAGCAAGCAUCUAUUCGCAAUGA
Molecule: messenger RNA, 621 nt
Organism: Caenorhabditis remanei
Lineage: Eukaryota; Metazoa; Nematoda; Chromadorea; Rhabditida; Rhabditidae
Exons: 2
Coding region: 1-621 (206 amino acids)
Biological process (GO): regulation of transcription by RNA polymerase II
Molecular function (GO): DNA-binding transcription factor activity, RNA polymerase II-specific; RNA polymerase II cis-regulatory region sequence-specific DNA binding
Source: RefSeq, a predicted model, not a curated record